Molecule: messenger RNA, 3384 nt
Organism: Fragaria vesca subsp. vesca
Lineage: Eukaryota; Viridiplantae; Streptophyta; Magnoliopsida; Rosales; Rosaceae
Product: phospholipid-transporting ATPase 2-like
Exons: 24
Coding region: 29-3349 (1106 amino acids)
Biological process (GO): phospholipid translocation
Cellular component (GO): plasma membrane
Molecular function (GO): ATP binding; ATPase-coupled intramembrane lipid carrier activity; ATP hydrolysis activity
Source: RefSeq, a predicted model, not a curated record
AGUGACAUUUGAGCAUUGAAAUCGAGCAAUGAAGCGCUUCAUCUACAUAAACGAUGAUGAUUCCACGCACUAUCCUUACUGCGACAACCGCAUCUCCAAUCGGAAGUACACUGUCUUCAACUUUCUCCCCAAGAAUUUAUGGGAGCAAUUCAGCCGCUUUAUGAAUCAGUACUUUUUGCUGAUUGCUUGCCUUCAGCUAUGGUCACUUAUUACUCCGGUAAAUCCUGCCAGCACAUGGGGUCCGCUUAUCUUCAUUUUUGCAGUCUCUGCAACAAAAGAGGCGUGGGAUGAUUACAACAGAUAUCUCUCAGACAAGAAGGCAAAUGAGAAAGAAGUUUGGGUUGUUAGGCAUGGCAUCAAAAAACAUAUACAAGCGCAAGAUAUUCGUCUUGGUAACAUAGUCUGGCUGCGGGAGAAUGAUGAAGUGCCAUGUGACCUCGUUUUGAUUGGUACAUCUGAAGCGCAAGGCCUAUGCUAUAUAGAGACUGCAGCCUUAGAUGGAGAAACUGAUCUGAAGACCAGGGUCAUACCACCAGCUUGUAUGGGGAUAGAUCUUGAAUUGUUGCACAAAAUUAAGGGUGUAAUUGAGUGCCCUAAUCCUGAUAAGGAUAUCCGAAGAUUUGAUGCAAAUAUGCGGUUGUUUCCUCCAUUCAUUGAUAAUGACCUCUGCCCAUUAACCAUAAAGAAUACUAUUCUUCAGUCAUGUUACUUGCGAAAUACAGAGUGGGCCUGUGGAGUAGCAGUCUAUACUGGAAAUGAAACCAAGCUUGGUAUGACUAGGGGAAUUCCUGAGCCAAAGCUUACAGCUGUCGAUGCUAUGAUUGAUAAGUUGACAGGAGCUAUCUUUGUUUUCCAAGUAGUGGUGGUUAUGGUUCUAGGUGUUGCCGGUAAUGUCUGGAAGGAUACAGAAGCAAGGAAGCAAUGGUAUGUUCAAUAUCCAGAUGAAGGUCCUUGGUACGAACUGUUGGUGAUCCCUCUUCGCUUUGAACUACUUUGUUCCAUCAUGAUACCUAUAUCAAUUAAGGUAUCUCUUGACCUUGUCAAAAGCUUGUAUGCAAAGUUUAUUGAUUGGGAUACUAAAAUGAUGGACCGAGAAACGGCUACUCCAGCCCAUGCAACAAAUACAGCAAUAAGUGAAGACCUGGGACAAGUUGAGUACAUAUUGACUGAUAAAACUGGUACCCUCACAGAAAAUAAAAUGAUAUUUAGAAGGUGUUGUAUCAAUGGCAUUUACUACGGGAACGAGAAUGGAAAUGCCUUAAAAGAUGAGGAGCUCCUUGAUGCUAUUUCCAGCGGCUCCUCUGAUGUUAUACGUUUCCUUACAGUUAUGGCGAUAUGUAAUACAGUCAUACCCGUUCAAAGCAAAACUGGAAGCAUCGUGUACAAGGCACAAUCUCAAGAUGAGGAUGCUCUUGUUCAUGCUGCUGCUCAGCUACAUAUGGUUUUUGUCAAUAAAAAUGCAAACAUUCUUGAGAUCAAAUUCAAUGGUUCUACAGUUCAGUAUGAAGCCUUGGAAAUUCUGGAGUUCACUUCUGAUAGAAAAAGAAUGUCAGUAGUGGUAAAGGAUUGUCACAAUGGAAGGAUUAUUCUUUUAUCAAAGGGAGCAGAUGAAUCUAUUCUUCCUUAUGCAUGUGCUGGACAACAAACAAGGACAAUUGUUGAAGCUGUUGAGCAAUAUGCUCAGUUGGGACUACGGACACUGUGUCUAGCUUGGCGUGAAUUAAAAGAAGAGGAAUAUCGAGAAUGGUCUUUGAUGUAUAAGGAGGCUAGCAGCACAUUGGUUGAUAGGGAGUGGAGGCUAGCGGAGGUCUGUCAAAGAUUAGAACAUGAUUUUGAAAUACUUGGGGUUACUGCAAUAGAGGAUCGCCUACAGGAUGGUGUCCCAGAGACGAUUAAGACGUUGAGGAAGGCUGGCAUAAAUUUUUGGAUGCUUACUGGAGACAAGCAGAACACUGCCAUACAGAUAGCUCUUUCAUGCAAUUUCAUUUCCCCAGAGCCAAAAGGCCAGCUUUUGUUACUUGAUGGGAAAACUGAAGAUGAAGUUCAUAGAAGUUUAGAGAGAGUUUUACUUACAAUGCGGAUAACAACUUCAGAACCUAAGGAUGUGGCAUUUGUAAUUGAUGGCUGGUCCCUUGAAAUUGCACUUAAGCAUUAUCGGAAAUCUUUUACUGAGUUGGCAAUAUUGUCAAGGACUGCUAUAUGUUGUCGCGUGACACCAUCACAGAAAGCUCAGCUUGUGGAGAUUUUAAAAUCGUGUGACUAUAAAACAUUGGCCAUUGGUGAUGGUGGGAAUGAUGUGAGAAUGAUACAACAAGCUGACAUUGGUGUUGGCAUUAGUGGGAGAGAAGGAUUGCAGGCAGCUAGGGCCGCUGAUUAUAGUAUUGGGAAGUUCAGGUUCCUGAAAAGAUUGAUACUUGUUCAUGGGCGUUACUCAUACAACCGCACAGCAUUUCUGUCCCAGUAUUCAUUUUACAAGUCAUUGGUCGUAUGUUUCAUCCAGAUUUUUUUCUCUUUUGUUUCAGGGGUCUCUGGAACCAGUCUCUUCAAUUCUGUUAGCUUGAUGGCUUAUAAUGUCUUCUACACCAGUGUUCCUGUUCUAGCCAGUGUUCUUGAUAAAGAUCUUAGUGAGGAAACUGUUAUGCAGCAUCCACAGAUUCUAUUCUAUUGCCAAGCGGGAAGACUUCUGAAUCCUAGCACAUUUGCUGGAUGGUUUGGGCGAUCCCUUUUCCACGCAAUUGUUGUAUUUGUGAUCAGCAUACAUGCUUAUGCUUAUGAAAAAAGUGAAAUGGAUGAGAUUUCACUGGUGGCACUAUCUGGAUGUAUUUGGUUGCAGGCUUUUGUAAUGACAUUAGAGACGAACUCCUUUACUAUAUUGCAACAUCUUGCAAUAUGGGGUAAUUUAGCUGCCUUCUACAUCAUCAACUGGAUCUUCAGCGCCAUUCCAGGAUCAGGGAUGUAUACAAUUAUGUUUCGCUUGUGUAGAGAGCCUUCUUACUGGAUCACUAUCUUGCUCAUAGUUGCAGCAGGAAUGGGUCCGAUUCUAGCUUUGAAGUACUUCAGGUAUACAUAUAGGCCAAGCAAAAUCAAUACACUACAGCAAGCUGAACGAUUGGGAGGGCCUAUCUUGUCAAUUGGGAGUAUUGAGCCACAGACAAGAGGCAUAGAAAAUGAAGUUUCUCCAUUAUCAAUUACUCAACCAAAGAACAGAAAUCCGAUUUUUGAACCUCUGCUGUCAGAUUCACCCAAUGCUACACGAAGAUCUUUUGGUUCUGGAACACCUUUUGAUUUCUUUCAGUCACAGUCUAGAUUGUCCAUGUCUAACUACUCAAGAAAUUGCAAGGACAAUUGAGUUUCCCAAUAAUUUUAGUUGGGAAAAGCUAACAG